AAAGAAUGGAACAAUACAAAGUGUUGAAAGUACUAGGAGAGGGAUCCUUUGGCAGAGCUCUCCUAGUUCAUCAUAGAAUCAGUAACCAGAAGUAUGCAAUGAAGGAAAUAAGACUUCCUAUGUCUUCAUCUGAUGUAGAGAACUCUAGGAAGGAAGCAGUUCUUUUGGGUAAAAUGAAACAUCCAAAUAUCGUUGCCUACAAAGAAUCAUUUGAAGCUGAUGGACAUCUGUAUAUAGUGAUGGAAUAUUGUGAUGAUGGAGAUCUAAUGCAAAAGAUUAAAAACCAAAGAGGAAAGUUGUUCCCUGAAGAUACGAUCCUUCACUGGUUUGUGCAGAUGUGCCUGGGUGUGAAGCACAUUCAUGAUAAACGUGUGUUGCACAGAGAUAUCAAAUCCAAGAACGUCUUCCUCACUCAAAAUGGAAAAGUCAAAUUGGGAGAUUUUGGAUCUGCGCGCCUUCUUGCACAUCCAGCGUCAUACGCUUGCACGUAUGUGGGAACUCCUUAUUACGUACCUCCAGAAAUAUGGGAAAGCAUGCCCUACAACAACAAAAGUGAUAUAUGGUCUCUGGGAUGUAUUCUGUAUGAGCUGUGCACUCUUAGACAUCCAUUUCAAGCCAAUAGCUGGAAACAUCUCAUCCUUAAGAUAUGCAAAGGGUCCUACAAUCCACUACCAUCUCACUAUUGCUAUGAACUUCAUUACUUAAUAAAACAGAUGUUUAAGAGAAAUCCCAAGAAUCGUCCAUCAGCCAGUACUAUUCUUGCAAGAGGCUGCUUAAGCAAACUCAUCAAAAAUUGUGUGCCUUCCGAGCUGACAGAUGAGUUUGAGCAGAUAUUAAAGGAAACCAAGAAACAUGAAGGCAGUGCAGCAAGACCAAAGGGUAAUGUCAUGGCUGGUGGAAGCUCAAAUAAUAAGGAAGAAAAUAGACAAAGUAACGAUGAAAGCAAGCACAAUCCCUUAGAAAGGAAAAAUGGUACUAAGGAUUUGAUGGAAAGCACAAAGGAACAAAAGAAAUCUGAUGAAGAGGUAGAAGCUUCUGCCAUCCUCCCAGGAAUUACUGAUUUGUCGCAUCUCCAGAGGAGGCAAUGGGAAAAGAGGAUACCCAGUACUGUAGUGGAUGUCCUGGAAAAUGCAUCCUUGCUUUCAUCUAGUUUUACAUCUGAAGAGGCUCAAAGUGGCCGUGUUAUAACCUACAGUGGAAAGAAGCCACGUAAGCAGUGGAACAAGGAAACUCCUCAGACCCUGAUGAACAUUCUCAGUAACGCAGAUGUCAGCUUAGCAUUUAAAACCUACACAAUUUAUAAACCAGCUUCUGAAAACAUGUUUAGAGGUCCACUUUCUGAUGAAGCUGAAGCAUCUGAUGAAGUAGAUGGUGAACAUGAAGCUGUUGUUGUAGAUUCGGAGAGACUUGAACCUAGAUCUGAUGAAGAUGACACGUAUGUCCAAAUGACUUCCUUGUGUUUUUGUUUUCUUUCAUUCCUCAAAGUGAUCUUUGAAAAAGACAUCCCCCUGAAAAAAAAAAAUCAGUGUUUUUCUCAGCAUCUAAAUCCAUCCUUCUUUUAUGUAAUACUAAGUAGUAUUUGAUAUCUUACAGGCUUCCUUUGCUAUAUUUAUAGUUAUUGA
This is a messenger RNA of Apaloderma vittatum (bar-tailed trogon), 1622 nucleotides long. Its product is annotated as serine/threonine-protein kinase Nek3-like. Gene Ontology annotation, biological process: protein phosphorylation. The record is from RefSeq and is a predicted model, not a curated record. NCBI's taxonomy places the organism in Eukaryota, Metazoa, Chordata, Aves, Trogoniformes, Trogonidae. Gene Ontology annotation, molecular function: ATP binding; protein kinase activity.